GCCCUAAUAGGCAAGUCUGUUAAUACAGACUUGACUGAUAAGACAAAGGUUUGGAGUGAAUAAAAACGUAGUCCGGAUGCUGUGAGCUCAUAUUCGCAAGAUUGCAGUGCCCGAGGAACAGUCACCAUGCUACCAGAAUGGCUAUCGGAGGAGUAUAUCCAAAAGGCGCUGAGGCGUUUUUGCAAGGACGAUCAGCUGCGAGUCCAGAAAGUGUGGGCGAAGCCAGCAACUGAGAAAGGGGAGAACUUUGUGGGCGUUAUGACCCGUAUCUAUGUAGACUUUGAGCAGGGAGACGGAACAAAGCAGAAGAAGUCCUACAUCCUGAAGCAAGCCGUUCCUGCGAAUGCUCCCCAGGCGAAUAUCUUCGCGGAGUACGACGUGUACAACAGGGAGCUGGAGAUGUACGACGUUGUGCUGCCUAAAAUGGCAAAAAUUCUUCAAGAGGCCGGCUUCAACGACAAACUGAUGGCGGAGGCCAUAAUCGUUGAUCGGGAACGCACCAUCAUGAUCCUCGAGGAUCUGGCGCCCCUUCGAUACACGAAUGCGGACAGGGUGAAGCAACUGGACAUGGUUCACACCAAGCUCGUUUUGGACAUGCUGGCCAAGUUCCACGCUGCAGCUAUUGUCCUGAACCAACGCGAGCCCGAUCUUCUGAGUCGGAACUACUCAUCGCACUUCUUCUCAAGGGGCAAAAAUGGAUACGGGGAGGUCUUUACGGGUCUUUUCAAGGCAUUCAUCAGGUAUGUCAGGACUAAGCCAAACCUGCAGAGCCGCUACGCACACAAGUUGGAGCAUGUUAUUGCCAAUUUAAUGGAUUACGCCGCCCGGUCUAUUGACGUGGCAGAGAAGGACCUGCAGACACUAAUCCACGGCGAUUGCUGGACCACCAACGUGAUGUAUUUGUACGAUGAUGAGGGCAAUCCAACCACUGUCCUGCCCAUUGACUUCCAGUUCAGUACCGUGACAUCCCCGGUGAUCGACUUGCUUUAUUUCUUUAGUACUUCGCUAAAGGCCGAUGUGAAGGCGAAGGAGUUGCAGCUUGUGCAGUACCAUUAUUACGCUUUGAAGAAGACCGUGGAAGCUCUUUCCUAUAAGGGGUUCUUCCCCAGCCUGUUUGAGUAUCAGCUGCAGUUCGAGCGACGUCGAUUCUUGACUGUUAUUAUUGCCAACGUUUUUCAACCGAUCAUGGUGUACACAGGCAGCGAGGACUGCGAGUUUAUAAACCUCUAUCAGGAUACUCCAGAAGGCAUCAAGUUUCAGGACUCGAUGUAUGAAAACGAAGGGAUUCAGAGAAGAAUUGACACAAUAUUACCCAUUCUUGAUGCCAAGGGCUUAUUGGACGCACAUUAAAGUAAGACUGUUAGUUAUCUUAUAAAUCCUUGUAUCUUGUCUUGCUGUUAAUUUGAAUCCUUUAUUAAAUUUAAAUCGACGGAUAUUGAAAAAAA
Drosophila biarmipes is the source of this 1445-nucleotide messenger RNA. RefSeq lists its product as uncharacterized. The transcript has 2 exons. The coding region runs from base 127 to 1350 and encodes 407 amino acids. NCBI's taxonomy places the organism in Eukaryota, Metazoa, Arthropoda, Insecta, Diptera, Drosophilidae. The record is from RefSeq and is a predicted model, not a curated record.